AAUUUGAACUCCCUAAUAUCAGAAUCAUAGUAAAACAUUGUUAAACAUUUAAACAGUAAAAUAAUGCAAACGUAAAAUAAAAAAGUAUUCUUUCAUUUGACUGCAAAAAAAAACAAUUUUCAAUUUCAUCUCAAAGGAUUUCAAAAAAAAAUACAGUUCCCCAAACAUGGAUUUAUUAAAUUUUCUAAACACUCUGCAAAUUAUUCAUAUUAUUACACUUUACACCUGCAUUAAUGGUGAUGGAUCUAUUUUACAAUCUCAACAUAUGCCGUCUAAACUUAAUGAAACUUUAAAUGUCACUGAAUCAACUAAGGAACAAUUAAUAAGAAAAAAAGAAAUUGAACGUCUCACAGAUUUAGAAAUGGAUGAGCCAGAAUUAUUUUAUAAUUUAACGCAUCCAAAUAGUUUUCCAAAGAAUUGCACAAAUUUAAAACAAAAGAUGAGACACCUCUACAAUUCGACUAAUAAUUCUUUAUCUCGCAAAUUAUGGUUUAAUUUUGUUUUAAAUAAGUCAAUUAACUAUUACAGAAAACGUAAUCUUUCAUCUUCUUUAAGAUUUGAAGAUUAUUUUGCCAUCAGAUAUUAUUCCAUUAAAGGAAACCAUGAAAUGAGAUUUGAUACGGAUAUAUCGAGACGAAUGAAGAAUGCUCUUUUUAGUGUGGCAAUUACACAAUCCAGUGAUCCAAAUGAAAAAAUAGCUUUUAAAUUAUUUAGAGGACAAACUAAACCAACAACGUGGUUCAACAAAAAAUUUAACGAAACAACUAAGGAAUUAGAAUGGGAUGCAAUGACUGAAACAACGUCAACGCGAAUAGAGGCACAACUUAAUGCAGGAGAUGGAAAAUUUUCAGACGUAUAUAAUGAAAUGACGGAAGGUGUUUAUGAAAUAAAUUUUUCAAAACCAUAUUUGAGUGCAAAUAUCAAGGAUUAUAUUUAUUUCAAUGAAAAUAAUGUGACAGUUCUACUUCCAGAAUCAAAAUUCUUUAUUAACGAUACAGAUUUUUACAAAGAAUCAGAGACAAAUGAUUAUUAUAGAUUUUGGAGUCAACGAAAUUCUCCGUCAAAUCAACUUUUGACAAUUAAAAUGACAUACAAUGAUGAAAAUAUGGAUUUAUUUCAUCAGCAGAAGAGAGUUAUGAGCAAAUUGAAAAAAUUACGAGAAACGGGAACACAGUUUUAUGUAUGUUAAUUAUUAUCUUUGUUCAAUAUUUCGGAACGAAUGAAUAAAUUUUAAAAAUCAUUAGUUAAAAUUUUCAGUUUCUAGAAUUUUAUUUAAUAUUUAAUUAUUUUUGAGCCGAAUUUUUAUUUGUUCGAAUUAUUAUUUUGCAGAAUUUUCAUUAAAUUCUAUCAAUAAUAAUUCGAAAAAAUAAAAAUUCAUCUAAAUUAAAAUUCUAUGUAGUGAAAUUCUACACCAUAAUAAAAAUUCAUUAAAAUGGUUAUUAUGUUGUAUGAAAAUUCGAGCAAAUAAAAAUUCUGUAAAAU
Leptopilina boulardi is the source of this 1482-nucleotide messenger RNA. RefSeq lists its product as uncharacterized. The transcript has 2 exons. NCBI's taxonomy places the organism in Eukaryota, Metazoa, Arthropoda, Insecta, Hymenoptera, Figitidae. The coding region runs from base 167 to 1189 and encodes 340 amino acids. The record is from RefSeq and is a predicted model, not a curated record.